CGAAAUAUUUAUCGCGUGCCCAAAGAACAAUCACCAGAGAUCCGCAUCAUCACCCAUGCGCUCAAGCAACCCAUCAAUCUACAUGUUCGCCAUAUGACACCAUGCCGGCUCUAUCUCCGCACGCUCGUCCGUGGCAAUCCUGCUGCGCUCCUGGGCUCGAUACGAUGGCCGUCUAUCCAGAUACUCACUCGUCGAGGCUUUACGAAUGCUGCGGAUUCGGAGGAUGAUGCGCCUCUGCGAAGCGUGCACUCUAUGUCGCAGUACAGAAGAGAGGAACUUGAGAAGAUACGAAAACACAUCCUGGGGACCACAGGAUUCAAUCCCGAAGCGCAUACCGAUUGCAAACCCGAAGACGACGCCGGCUCUGAAACACGUGGCUCACAAGCAUUUCGAACGGCAGAAAUUAUUUUAUCUGAAGCUCGAGUCGACGAUCAAGGAGGCAUCCAAGAUCCAUCGCCCACGUGCGAUGACGCCGGCGAUGUUACUCGAACUUUUCGUUCGAACUUUUGGGAAACAAACGUCAUAAAGUUAGAGGAGAGCUUUGAUUUGCGAUGUGGCGACUCCUACAUGAAAGUCUUGGAGCAAUUCGAGUAUGCUGUCGGUACUUCUGUUAGAGUGAGGGCGUUGAUUCAAUUGAUGGACGAUGAAAAGUCAAUAUGGACGAUCUUUAGAAGAAGCGGAGAGAACGUAUCACCUCGGGACUGGGAAGAGAUCGCACUCUACCUGUUGCAAAAUGAGCCAGCUCGCGCGAUCGACUUUUUGGAGCUAUGCCUGCCCAUUUUCAAGACAACCUUGAGGAUUCGUGCCCGGCAGGCAACUCGAUAUCUUGUCGCAUACUGGUAUCAUCAGACCGACCACCCAUCACGGGUGGCCAAGCUGGACAAGUUGGCCGAGCUUGCUCCGCACUCCACUGGCGACGAUGGUCUAGCAGAAUCGCGAUCAAAUGCCAUGGCAUAUCGCCUCAUGCAUGGAUGCUCCCCUGCAGCAGUGAAGCAACUUUUCGCCUGGAUGACACGGAAUUCCGGCAUGCACUGGCAUACGUGGCUUCAGUACUCAACAUAUUGCAUACAAAACGGCGAUUUCGAAUUAGCUCUGGAUGCGAUUCUUCAAGCUCGGGGAUCACGUGCGCGGCUGGAACAACUCUCGUUUACCAUGACGUUCUCCGCUCUCCUCCGCGCAGCAAGUACACAACCAGAUGGGCUUCGCAUUGGUAUGCGGUUCUACGACUACAUUUCGAGGUGUGGCAUGCCCUUGACGACAACCGUGUGCAACGUUCUCAUGAUGAAUGCUGCUGAUGCUGGCGACGUGCAGACUACACUUGCGAUUCACAAAUCAAUGUUGGAGAACGGUCCAAAGCCCGAUGAAUAUUCUUAUGCUGCUUUGCUGAGAGCUUGGAAGCACAACAUCGAUGAUGCAAGUCUCUUGAACGAUGUUAUACGCAUGGCAAUUGAGGCGUCAGUUGUCACCGAGAGGCCAUACAUUUCCACUGAGAUACUGCACUGUCUUGCAACGCACCAUCGAAAGAAAAAUCCUACAGCAGCAUAUAAAAUCGUUGCGGAUGCUUAUUUGGAGCUAUUUGACUUAGCGCCCCUUCAGCAGCUGGGCUUGUUGCGCGAUCGAUCACAGUCAGAGAAUCGACAAGCCCCUAACGGGGCAGCUCUCGGCAUCAUGUUCAAGGCAUUCUUCCAUCAUCUUCUUGCAAAUCGCCUACCAAAAAUCAGAGCUCAGCUGCUGUACGUCCGCUGGCGCGAGCUCAUGUUCAAGGGAGAAAUGCCGUUUGCACUCCUUGCGGAAAACACCUAUAUCUACGGCCAGUUUCUCUAUUUUUUUACCCGCGCCGAGGGAGGCAUAAUGCUUGCUUCUCAGAUCAUCAAGGACAUGCAAGCCGGACCGCCAAAGGGCUUUGCGUACAAACAUGCCAAGCCAUGUGUUUUCUGCUGGUCGAUAUAUCUCUUUGGCUUUGUGCGUGCAGGCAAAAUGAAAUUGGCCGAGCAGAUCCUAGUGUACAUGCGCGAGAAGGGCGUCGAGCCGACUAUCGACGUACAGAAUCACUUGCUAUCAGGCUAUGCUGGACGGCAGAGCAUUUCCUCAACUCUGGAUAAAUUAAAAGAGAUCGAGGACUCUGGUGAAAUGUGGAACGAAUGGACACUCAAAGCUUUGUCAAAACAUCGCGAACAGGAUCGUUUACGAAAUGCAUACGAGAAACUUUCGAUUGGGAAGCGUACACAAGAAUUACCGCGCCCCGAAACAGCAACGAAGGAGGUGGCCGAGUCGCAGACCAGCAAUAACUUGGAUAGCGGAUCCAGUGCCACAUCACUUCCCGCCGGGCAAGGAAGCGACCAGCAACGAGGAUCGAGUGAAAUCCCGGUUCACAGGAGCGAUGACGCCGAUCACGAAACACCAUCGAACUAAUUCAGACCAUUGCCCGCAUGUCCAGGCAGUCAGAGGGUGUGCACAAUUAUGGAUUCGUUCUGGCAAGGCUGCACCUUUCAAUUUUCCAUCCAAUCAUGAGCAACGACAAGCUGGUCUUGUAAUAGAAUACUGUAUCACCACAUGUAUAAUUUUGUUUAAUAUUGGCACGUUCAGCUGCAUUUUUAUGACCGUAUUUCUUACUGACAGCCAUCCUUAUUUUUAAUCGCACUUGUGCCG
This is a messenger RNA of Dissoconium aciculare CBS 342.82, 2649 nucleotides long. RefSeq lists its product as uncharacterized. The record is from RefSeq and is a predicted model, not a curated record. Bases 94 to 2412 code for a protein of 772 amino acids. The transcript has a single exon. NCBI's taxonomy places the organism in Eukaryota, Fungi, Ascomycota, Dothideomycetes, Mycosphaerellales, Dissoconiaceae. Gene Ontology annotation, molecular function: protein binding.